AUGGCAACCUCUGCUCGGUGUGCGCUGCCGAAGAACUCGGCCUGCGGACGCGGAGCUCCUCUUUCCUUUCUCUCAGUCCCAGCUUUCUCUGCUCAGCCAGUCUCCCGUCUUCCUGCUGGUCUCUGCCAUGCUCGACGGCGCCCAGCAGAGGUGCCCCCGAGAUUUCCCCGGCCAUCUGAAGGCCCGCAGAGAGGAGAGGAGCGUCGUGCUUGCGAAGAUGGGCGUUUCGCUGCCGCACGCUCCAAGACGAUAUUUCUUGCGUCUGAUGAAAGCCGCCCCACCCCGUCGUGUCUGUUUUGGCGCGGGGGAUGGCGCAAACAGAGAAGACGGAACGAGGGGAAGAGGCGGUGGGCAACAGGACGAGAGAGCGUCAGGAGCGAGGGAGAAACGUUUUACUUUCUGGCACCGUACUCGGCUUAUUUGUUUCCGCGGGACCUACCCACUCACCCGCGUUCAGUGCUCCAGGGGAGCUCAGGUCAAGGCUGGCAGUCUCCACUGUCUCCGUCUGGUUCGUUUUUCUCCCUUCCUGCCGGGCCGUCUCGCUUCGCGUCUCUUUCGGAACAGAGACGGUCGUUUGCUAUUUCCCAUAUAAACCCGUCGAUAAGCAAAGGAAAAGUGCACUACCGCGUGCCGAAUCCGUACAUUCCUGUUCUUCUUCUGCAGUCUGUUCCUGGCCUCGGCAAGAGAGGCGAGUUGAAACAGGUUCGCCGGGGCACUCUGCGCCUGUCUUUGGCGCCAAAGGGCAUCGCCGUGGUGGCCACUUGGCAAAACAUCGACGCUUUUUAUCUGUCUGAGAAGGAGGAAGAAGAGCGACGGCGGGCGCGGGCGGGGACAGGCGAGAAGCAGUUGGGGCGGGGCGGAGACAGAAACGGCUCAGCAAGAGGGGAUGGAGACGAAGAGAGCGACAGGGAUGAUGGCGGCGGAUCUCGACCAGGUUCCCCACGCAGUGGAGAGGAAGGGGAAGAGGAGGAAGGGCUGGUGAUGGAGGGCGAGCGCCGAGGCGAGGAUGACGGACAGGUUCCUGUUGCUUCGUUUCUUCACAAGUAUAGAGCGAAAUUCUUGGUGGACACGGAAGACACCGACCCGACAAAAGUACGGGGAAGUGGGAUCUCUCUGUACGACGUGCUCAGCAAAGUGAGUGAAGAGACGGAGGUCGAUCUCCUGCCCUCGCAGCUGGCGAUUGGGAGGCGGCAGAAAGAGAGUGAAGUGCAACUCACGUGGAGUGGCUCUUCGAGAGACGACAGAGAGAGGCGCAGAGCCGCAGACGAGAGAAGAGAAGACGAUGAAGAGGAACAAAUGAGGCAAGACGGAAUAAUAACCCGCUGCGGUGUCUAUACGGUCUACGCCACCAUUCCCUUAAAGAACCGCACGGCGAAGAAAAGCUUCGCUGUUGAAGUCCUCAGUAAACAAGAAGCUGAAAGGAUUCUGCGGGAAAAACAAAGACGCGAGGAGGAGGACGCCCGGCGCUCCGAUUUUGCAUUGGGAGAAGAGUGA
This is a messenger RNA of Neospora caninum, 1494 nucleotides long. RefSeq names its product putative ribosomal protein L9, N-terminal domain protein. Gene Ontology annotation, cellular component: ribosome; mitochondrion. The transcript is spliced from 2 exons. Lineage: Eukaryota; Apicomplexa; Conoidasida; Eucoccidiorida; Sarcocystidae. Gene Ontology annotation, molecular function: structural constituent of ribosome. The record is from RefSeq and is a predicted model, not a curated record. Gene Ontology annotation, biological process: translation. The coding region runs from base 1 to 1494 and encodes 497 amino acids.